Molecule: messenger RNA, 331 nt
Organism: Sinocyclocheilus rhinocerous
Lineage: Eukaryota; Metazoa; Chordata; Actinopteri; Cypriniformes; Cyprinidae
Product: sedoheptulokinase-like
Exons: 2
Biological process (GO): cellular response to lipopolysaccharide; glycerol metabolic process; phosphorylation
Cellular component (GO): cytosol
Molecular function (GO): sedoheptulokinase activity
Source: RefSeq, a predicted model, not a curated record
GCUGUGAAUGGCUGAGUGAAGAUGAAAUCAUUAGAUUAAUUCCUAAAGACGUCAGUCAGCUGAUCACCUGGCAGGAUGGGCGCUGCAGUGCUGACUUCCUGUUUUCCUUACCCAAACCAGAUUCCCACCUGAGCGUGGCCACUGGCUUUGGUUGUGCCACCAUCUUCUGGUACAUGAAACACAGGCCGGAGUUCCUGUCAGGUUUCAGUGAUGCAGGCACCAUCCAAGACUAUGUGGUUUCCAUGCUGUGUAGCCUUGACAAAUGUGUCAUGACUGGACAAAAUGCUGCCAGCUGGGGCUACUUCAACACAACCAGCAACAAAUGAAGCAC